GGCGGCUUCUCCACACCUGUGAGAUUUAUCGGCAGGCGACAUGCGGACUAAGCUGCAUAUAAAAUGUAUAUUUGUCGUGCUUGGGGUCGUUGUCUUGAUGGUACUGGUAGAUAACUGGCUGACUUAUUAUUGGCUCGACGAAAAGGGUUACAACCGCGGUCGAUUGGACAGGGCGCGAAUCGCUCUCAAUAACGGCGACUACCAUAACUAUGAUAUGUACGGAUCGCUCCAGAAUCACGAAGAAAAUGAUAACUUCUUUACAUGGCGAGAUCAAGAUGUUGGUAGGGUUGUGUUUCCAAAGUACAUGUUUGGCUGGAGCAUUGUAAGAAUUCCAGCCCUUGUUUAUCAUAAAAAUGUGUACAUUGCAUUUUGUGAGAUGCGAGCCGAAUCUCACGGUGAUGCCGGCAACAUUAACAUAAUUGCUAAACGAGGUCAUCGUAAUCGUAAUAACCAGAUUCAGUGGGAGGAAACUAUGCUUAUUGCUGCAGUACCAGGAAUGAGAUCAAUGUGUCCCACGCCAAUUGUAGACCAUGUUAGGGAUGCUAUAAUACUUAUCUUUGUUGCAUUUCCACCUGGAAUGACUGAAUCACAGUUAAUAAAAAAUGUCACAUACCAUCAAUUAGUUAUGGUCAUGAAGAGUACAGACCUUGGGAGAACAUGGAGCAUUCCAGUUGAUAUUACUGCCAGUACUCUUAAUGCAAUGAGACGAAUACCAUCAAUGUUUGCAACUGGGCCUGGUCAUGGAAUCCAGUUAAAGUCUGGUAGACUGAUUGCACAAGGGAAUGUACAUGUUAAAAAAGUGCCAGGUGGCAAGUUCACGUACGACUUUUCUACAGUUAUUUACAGUGAUGAUGGUGGCAGUACAUGGAGCCCAGGUGGUACUGUUCCACUUGGAUGGGACAGCUUUGAAAAUAUCAUAAUGACUAAUGAAGCCACGGUUGUUGAACUUGAUAACAAUCUGUUAUGCCUAAACAGUCGAACACCAAAUGCAUUUCAAACACGUGCAAUAUCAUGCAGCAAGAAUGGAGGACUUCAAUUUGGUCUUCCACAAUUGAGUGAUAAUUUGGUGGAAUCUGGAUUCAAAAUGAGAAAUGGGAAUCUCCAUUUACUUAAAAAUCCAGGUUGUGAGGGUAGUAUGGUGGCAUUUCCAGCACCACCUGGUACCAACAUAACAGAUGAUGUUCACAAAACAUGGGUGCUUUUUUCAAAUCCCGCAAACAUGGCAGACAGAACCCGUCUUUCUGUUCGAUUGAGUACCAACAGUCUGAAGACUUGGAGUGAACCGUGGCGGUUACAUGAGGGAUCGAGUGGAUAUUCUGAUUUAGCGUACUAUGAGACAAUUGAGAACAGAAAGAAAGUUCAGAAUUUUGCAAUUUUAUAUGAAAUUGGUACAAAUGAAAUGAGUGAAAUUUCCUUCAGGACUUUUACAUUGCAGGAUGUCAUUAGAAAUAUUCCUCUGUCAUUGUGAUGUUGGUUGAAGAGAGGAAUGCAUAAACUAUGGCCUUCCAGUCACAUUUUUGUAAAUUAUUUUAAAUUGAGUAUUUGGUAUGAACUGUUUUUAUAGUAUUUAAAGAUACUUUGCACAAAAAUUAUAGGUAACAUUGAUGAUUUUGCUGGACAAAAACAGGUUUGCAUUUGAAUGUCAAGUUGGCUGUGAUUUCAAUACAAAUUUACUUUGUGAUA
Saccoglossus kowalevskii is the source of this 1683-nucleotide messenger RNA. Its product is annotated as sialidase-2-like. Gene Ontology annotation, molecular function: exo-alpha-sialidase activity. Lineage: Eukaryota; Metazoa; Hemichordata; Enteropneusta; Harrimaniidae. The record is from RefSeq and is a predicted model, not a curated record. Gene Ontology annotation, cellular component: cytoplasm; membrane; intracellular membrane-bounded organelle. Gene Ontology annotation, biological process: ganglioside catabolic process; oligosaccharide catabolic process.